CUGACUUUCAGGUUCACAAGGCCUUUUUUUCUUUAUUUCAUGCAAUUCGAGAUAGUUUGUUUAUACAAAUGUAUUAACUUAACCAUAUAGCCUAAACAAUUUUUAAAAUAACACAAAACAUAGUAAGGUAUGGCCUUGUUAGGCCUUCUUCGAAUAAAACUGGGAAAUAUAACUAAUUAGAAACUAACAUACAGUAACUUAAACAUGUCAGUCAACAUGGAUUACAGUCCAAACUUAUUAUGCCGCUUGUGUUUAUUGGAUGGCAGUGGUAAUGUGUCAAUAUUUUCCAAUUAUAACGACAGCAGAUCUGGGUUCUUGGCUCAUAAAAUUAUGCAAAUAGCUAAUGUACAGAUGUAUGAGGGUGAUGGCUUACCCCCCUUAAUAUGUCGAUCGUGUUUGAGCAAAGUCGAAGCAUUCUUUCAGUUUAAAGUUCAAGUAGAAAAGUCUGAUUUCUACUUGAGACAACAAGUUUGCUCUUUUCAGGGAGAUGUUUUGACAUCUACGACUGUAGACAAAACUUCAGAAAAUGUUAAAAAUGAGCCUCUUUCAGCCAUCAAGAAUGGUGUAUAUCUCUCUGACAGCUCUUGGACUGACGGUGUGCAAAGUUUUCCUGGCCUUCAAAGCUGUGAAACGCUGACUAGUGAACCAGUAUCUGUGGACCCUCCACCAGAAGUUAAUGUUGUUUUAUCUGAAGAACCACAUCCAACCUUUGUCAAUUUGACAGAGGAAACCAGCCAGGAAGAUAAAGCUCUUUUAGAUUUGACUCAACAAGAAGGGAAAUGCCAAAAGGAAUCAAGUAGAAUAUCAGUAAACUACACAGAAGAGCUUAUAGAGAAAAAUGUUCCUGACAAGUCAAAUUACUUGAAUACUGUUUUUCAUGUGAAUAGUUUCUUUAGUAGGACUGAUGGCUUGGCUCUUGGUAAUCAAAAUGAAAAGGACAAUGAGCUUUAUAAUUUGGAUAAAAAAGAGAGUGAAGGUAUAGAAAAUAAUAAUAGUUGUACAGAAGAAACAAACAUUGAUGAAAACUAUGAAAAUGAAGAAAACAAGGAGGAUGAAGAAAUUGGUGAUGAUUGUGAUAAUGUAGAUUCAUUUAAGUCUGAUGAAACACCUUCAGGGUCAAAAAAUGAGAAAAUUACCUACUGUGAGCAAUGUGACAAACAUUUUGAAAAACCUAUUAGCUUAAAGAAACAUCAGUCAGUGCAUCCUAAAGAGUCAUUCAAUUGUACGUUUUGUAAUAAAUCUUUCAAACAUAGUUGGAAUUUUCAGUCCCACAUAAGAUCACAUACAGGAGAGCGUCCAUUCGUGUGUUCCAUCUGUUCCAAAACUUUUACGGACAAAAGUGCCCUCAACGCUCAUACGAGAAUAGCUCAUUUUACAGAGAAAACUCACAAAUGCACAUUCUGUGGUAAAGCUUUCAAGCUGAAGAAACAGUUAGAUAGACACGAACGAAUACAUACGGGACAUCAAUAUCACCGAUGUGAAAUUUGUGGCAAGUUGUUCACUCAGAAAAGUAAUCUCAUGAAACAUUCAGUGCUACACUCAGGAGAAAAACCUUACGUCUGUCCGGUCUGUGAAAAGCCAUUUGCUCAAAAGGACAAUUUAAACAUUCACAUCAUUCGGCACCACUCGCAGCAGACUCCAGUGAUUUGUGAUGUAUGUGGAAAGGUAUUUAAAAACAAGAUGACCUUAGUGGGUCACAAAAAAAGCAAACAUUCGGAAAACAUUAAGCAGAUUAUUUGUGAAGUUUGUGGAAAGUUCUUCCCAGACAGGAGCUGCCUGAACUCCCAUAAAUGGGUCCACAACUCUGGGGUGCCGGUGCAGUGUGACAUUUGUGGGAAAAGUUACCCUCACGGUAGAGCGCUCAGGGUUCACAAGCGAAUCGUGCAUGCAGAAGUAAGAAAAUACUGCUGCGAUGUUUGUGGGAUCGGCUUUAAAACCAGUCAGACGUUGAAGCAUCACAAAGUGGUCCACACGGGGGAGCGAGCCUUUAGUUGUGAAGAAUGUGGACGAUCGUUUGGCCAGAAAACUGCUCUGAAGACACAUCAACGAAUACAUUCUGGUGUGGAGCCGUACUCGUGUCCGCGUUGCGGUGAAUCUUUCAAGUGGAAACAAACUUGUGACAAACAUAUUCUCAAGUGUACCGGUAAGCCUCGUCAAGCGGUCAUAGACUAUCGCAUGAUUACUGAAGAUUAUGAAUCUGUUGCAAGGUUAAACGACCUUACUCCUGAUACAUGAUUGCCAAUCAAAUAUUUAUAUCUCCUAAAAUGUACACAGCUACCUGAAGACGAACUAUUUAUAUAUUGCAGGACAGUAUGAUUUUUAAAGGCUCUUUAAUUUUGAUAAGCAAG
Macrosteles quadrilineatus (aster leafhopper) is the source of this 2348-nucleotide messenger RNA. RefSeq names its product zinc finger protein ZFP2-like. The record is from RefSeq and is a predicted model, not a curated record. NCBI's taxonomy places the organism in Eukaryota, Metazoa, Arthropoda, Insecta, Hemiptera, Cicadellidae. Gene Ontology annotation, molecular function: zinc ion binding. The coding region runs from base 205 to 2235 and encodes 676 amino acids. The transcript has 5 exons. Gene Ontology annotation, cellular component: nucleus.